Sporothrix brasiliensis 5110 is the source of this 4206-nucleotide messenger RNA. RefSeq names its product phospholipid-transporting ATPase. Lineage: Eukaryota; Fungi; Ascomycota; Sordariomycetes; Ophiostomatales; Ophiostomataceae. Gene Ontology annotation, biological process: endocytic recycling; post-Golgi vesicle-mediated transport; intracellular protein transport. The coding region runs from base 1 to 4206 and encodes 1401 amino acids. Gene Ontology annotation, cellular component: plasma membrane. The record is from RefSeq and is a predicted model, not a curated record. The transcript has 3 exons. Gene Ontology annotation, molecular function: magnesium ion binding; ATP binding; ATP hydrolysis activity.
AUGACAGGGCGACCACCACCGCCCCCGUCGGGUGGCUACGGAGGCGCGCGCAACAACGACCUGCUGCUCGACCUUGACGACCAACCCGUCUACGGCGGCGGCCAGCGCUCUGACCUCAACGACGACGACCUCAUGCGCACCUACACGCUCGACCAGGACGAGACCCUCCCUACACGGCCCUCUGUGUCCUACGACGACUUUGUCGGCGCCGGCGAGACCACACACCCCUCCGUCAAAACGAGUCGCGGCGGCGCCAAUGCCUUCUCGUCUGCCGCGGCCGGCGGUGGCAGCAGUGCCUCCCGAGGCGGGAACAGCAGCGGCGCCGGCGCCUACGACUCCUCCUAUGCCUCUUCGUCCUCUGCGCGGCCUGGCGGCCCCUACUUUACCGAGGCCGACCGACAGUACAGCCAGACAUCGGGCCUCGGCAACUACCAACGGUACGCCGACGACUUUGACGACUACCCAGAAGAUGGCCAGUCCUACUACCACCAGGGCGGCCGCAUCAACUCGGGCGACUCGCCGGGCCACGCCAAUGCUCGCAACCGCAACAGUGUUCUCGGCCUCGGCGGCGGCCUGCUCGGCCGCGCCAAGAACAUGUUCGGCCUGGGACAGGCCGGUUAUUCCGAGAUGGAUCUGCCUCUGACGGAAUCGGCCGCGGGACCCGCAGGGCAGCGUUCAGGUGGCAGCGGUGGAGGUGGAGGCGGUGGAGGUCUGGCACCGGGAGGCGAUGGCCGGCGGCAGAAGAAGUCGUUCGACAUGGGCAACUUCAAGUUCGGCUUCGGCCGCAACAAGGUCGACCCGGCCACGCUGGGCCCGCGCAUCAUCCACCUCAACAACCCGCCCUCCAACGCCGCCAACAAGUACGUCGACAACCACGUGUCGACUGCCAAGUACAACAUCAUCACCUUCCUGCCCAAGUUCUUGUUUGAGCAGUUCUCCAAAUACGCCAACAUCUUCUUCUUGUUUACUGCCGCCCUCCAGCAAAUCCCCAACCUCUCGCCCACCAACCAGUACACCACCAUCGGCCCCCUCAUCGUCGUGCUGCUCGUGUCGGCCGGCAAGGAGUUGGUCGAAGACUACCGCCGCAAACAGGCCGAUCGCGCGCUCAAUAUGUCCAAGGCGCGCGUAUUGCGCGGGUCGUCGUUUGAGGAGACCAAGUGGAUCAACGUCGCCGUCGGCGACAUUGUCCGUGUCGAGUCCGAAGAGCCGUUCCCUGCGGAUCUGGUGCUGCUGGCGAGUUCCGAGCCCGAGGGUCUUUGUUAUAUCGAAACCGCGAACCUCGACGGCGAAACAAACCUCAAGAUCAAGCAGGGUCUGCCCGAGACGGCGACCCUCGUCAGCUCCAGUGACCUGAGUCGCCUCGGCGGUCGCAUCCGCUCCGAGCAGCCCAACAGCAGCCUGUACACGUAUGAGGCUACCCUGACGAUGCAAGCCGGCGGCGGCGAGAAGGAACUGCCGCUCAACCCCGAGCAGCUGCUGCUGCGUGGCGCCACGCUGCGCAACACACCCUGGAUCCACGGCGUGGUCGUCUUCACGGGCCACGAGACAAAGCUGAUGCGCAACGCCACGGCCGCGCCCAUUAAGCGCACCAAGGUGGAGCGUCAGCUCAACAUGCUGGUCCUCUUGCUCAUCGCCGUCCUUUUGGCGCUCAGCAUUAUUUGCACCGUCGGCGACCUGGUGUGGCGUAACAAGAGCGGCAAGUCGCUCGACUAUUUGUAUUUGGCCAAGACCGACUCGGCCGGCUCGGCCGUUUCGACCUUCUUCAAGGACAUGGUCACGUACUGGGUGCUUUUCUCGGCGCUCGUGCCCAUUUCGCUGUUCGUGACGAUCGAGCUCGUCAAGUACUGGCACGCCAUCCUCAUCAACGACGACCUGGACAUGUACUACGACAAGACGGACACGCCCGCCAACUGCCGCACGUCCAGUCUGGUCGAAGAGCUGGGCAUGGUCGAGUACGUCUUCUCAGACAAGACGGGCACGCUGACGUGCAACAUGAUGGAGUUCCGGCAGUGCUCGAUCGCCGGCAUCAUGUACGCCGAAGACGUGCCCGAGGACCGGCGCGCGACGGUGCAGGACGGCGUCGAGGUGGGCGUGCACGACUUCAAGCAGCUGCGCCAGAACCUCAAGACGCACGAGUCGGCCGGUGCCAUUGACCAGUUUUUGAGCCUGCUGGCCACAUGCCACACCGUCAUUCCCGAGCAAAAGGGCGGCGAGAUCAAGUACCAGGCGGCAUCACCCGACGAGGGCGCCCUGGUGGAUGGCGCCGUGACGCUUGGCUAUCGGUUCACGGCGCGCAAGCCGCGCACGGUCAUCAUCGAAGCCAACGGCGUCGAGCAGCAGUACGAGCUGCUGGCCGUGUGCGAGUUCAACUCGACGCGCAAGCGCAUGUCGUCCAUCUACCGGUGCCCCGACGGCAAGAUCCGCUGCUACUGCAAGGGCGCCGACACGGUGAUUCUGGAGCGGCUGAACGACGACAACCCACACGUCGAGGCGACGCUGCGCCAUCUCGAGGAGUAUGCCUCCGAGGGCCUGCGCACGCUGUGUUUGGCGGUGCGCGAGGUGCCGGAGCACGAGUUCCAAGAGUGGCUGGGCGUCUUUGAAGCGGCCGGGACGACGAUUGGCGGCAACCGCGCCGACGAGCUCGACAAGGCGGCGGAGCUGAUUGAGCACGACUUUUACCUGCUGGGCGCGACCGCCAUCGAAGACAAGCUGCAGGACGGGGUGCCCGAGACGAUCCACACGCUGCAGCAGGCGGGCAUCAAGGUGUGGGUGCUGACGGGCGACCGGCAGGAGACGGCCAUCAACAUUGGCAUGAGCUGCAAGCUGCUGAGCGAGGACAUGAUGCUGCUGAUUGUCAACGAAGAGACGGCGGCCGCGACGCGCGACAACCUGCAGAAGAAGCUCGACGCGAUCCGCACGCAGGGCGAGGGGCUGGCCAUUGAGAUGGACAACCUGGCGCUGGUGAUUGACGGCAAGUCGCUGACGUUUGCGCUCGAAAAGGACCUGGAGCGGCUGUUUUUGGAGCUGGCCAUUAUGUGCAAGGCGGUCAUCUGCUGCCGCGUGUCGCCGCUGCAGAAGGCGCUGGUGGUCAAGCUUGUGAAGCGCUACCAGAAGCAGUCGAUCCUGCUGGCGAUUGGCGACGGCGCCAACGACGUGUCGAUGAUCCAGGCCGCGCACAUUGGCGUGGGCAUCAGCGGCAUGGAGGGUCUGCAGGCGGCGCGGAGUGCCGACGUGUCGAUUGGGCAGUUCCGGUACCUGCGCAAGCUUCUGCUGGUGCACGGCGCGUGGAGCUACCACCGGGUCAGCAAGGCGAUUCUGUACUCGUUCUACAAGAAUAUGACGCUGUACCUGACGCAGUUUUGGUACACCUUCCAAAAUGUCUUCUCCGGCCAAGUCAUCUACGAGUCGUGGACGCUGUCGUUCUACAACGUGUUCUAUACGGUGCUGCCGCCGCUGGCGAUGGGCAUCCUGGACCAGUUUAUCUCGGCACGCCUUCUCGACCGCUACCCACAGCUGUAUGGCCUGGGCCAGCGCAACGAGUUAUUCAGGAUCAAGAUCUUUAUCGGCUGGAUCCUGACGGCCACGUACCACUCGAUUGUGCUGUACGUCUUUGGCGAGCUCUUCUGGUACGACGACCGUAUGCUCAGCAACGGCCAGACGGGCGGGCACUGGGUGUGGGGCACGGCGCUGUACGGCGCGGUGCUGUUGACGGUGCUGGGCAAGGCGGCACUGGUCACGAACAACUGGACCAAGUACCACAUCAUUGCCAUUCCCGGCAGCAUGGCCAUCUGGCUGGGGUUUAUUGCCGUGUACGGCACCGUGGCGCCGCUGAUCCGCAUCUCGACCGAGUACGAGGGCGUGGUGCCGCGGCUCUACUCGAGCGCCGUGUUCUGGCUGCAGAUGUUCGUGCUGGCGAUCAUGUGUCUGUUGCGCGACUUUGCGUGGAAGUACGCCAAGCGCAUGUACCGUCCGGAGACGUACCACCACAUCCAGGAAAUUCAGAAAUACAACAUCCAGGACUACCGGCCGAGAAUGGAACAAUUCCAAAAGGCGAUCCGCAAGGUGCGGCAGGUGCAGCGGAUGCGCAAGCAGCGCGGUUACGCCUUCUCGCAAGCAGACGAGAGCCAGACGCGCGUGCUGCAGGCGUACGAUACCACCCAAGUGCGUGGUCGGUACGGCGAGAUGGCGUCGUCGCGGACGCAGUAA